AUGCUGUACCGCGCCGUGCUGUUCACGUUCGCGCCCACGGCCCUGGAGCUGGUGUUUGUCAUAACACUGCUGGCCACGCGAUUCAGCCCCGUCACGGCCGCGCUGGUGGCGGCCACCUUUGUGGUGUAUGUAUCCUGGACUCUCGCACUCACGCAGAUGGCUGUUGAGGUGCGCAAGCGCGUCAACACGCUGGACAACCUCACGACCACCAAGGCAGUGGACGCACUGCUCAACGCAGAGACGGUUGCGCUCUUCAACAACAGGGACCUGGAGGUGUCCCAGUACGACCACUACCUGAGGGGCUUCCAGGCCGCAGCCAUACAGACGGAGAGGCUGGCAGCAACACUCAAUGCGGGGCAGGCAUUUGUGCUGUCUGUGGGCCUGACCCUAGUGCUGAUCAGCGCGGUGGUCGGCGGGCCCAGCGCGGGCGCAGCCUUGGCAGCAGGCGGAGCGGCGGGCGCGGCCACGGGCUUCAGCCCCGGCGACCUGGUGCUGCUGCAGGGCCUGCUGCUGCAGCUGUGGAGCCCCCUGCAGUUCCUGGGGUGGUUCUACAGGGAGCUGCGGCAGUCCCUGGUUGACCUGGAGGAGUUUUUCGAGAUCCUGCAGACACGCAGCGACCUGCCAGACGGGGACAGGCCGCUGCCAGACGCACCGCCAGCGAGGGGGCUCGCGCCCCUCACCGCCGGCGCAGCGGCGCUUGAGGAGCGGCGCGCGAGCCACGGGCUCGCGAGUGGCAGCGGGCAGGCGGCUGACGGCGCGGGCGGUGGUGUGGCGUGGGGGCGGACUGUUGGCCUGGAGGUUGAGCUGGACAGUGUGCGGUUUGGGUACCACCCCGAGAGGAUGGUCCUGAAGGGCGUGUCGCUGCGCGUCGAGUCGGGCAAGUCCCUGGCCAUCGUGGGGGGCAGCGGCAGCGGCAAGUCCACAGUGCUGAAGCUCAUCAACGGGGAGAGCGUGAAGGACCUGCGGCGCGAGGCGCUGCGGUCGGCCGUUGCCGUCGUGCCACAGGACACCGUGCUGUUCAACGACACCAUCCUGCAGAACAUCAGGUACGGCCGCCCUGAGGCCAGCGACGACGACGUCAUGGAGGCAGCACGCAUGGCACACCUGCACGGUUGGCUGGGGGCCGGGGGUGCGUUCCUGCGCAACCCGCGGCUGCUGGUGUGUGACGAGGCCACGAGUGCGCUGGACAGCGCCACUGAGGCCUCCAUCAUGGCAUCACUUGGGGAGCUGGCACAGGGCCGUACGUCCAUUUUUGUGGCGCACCGGCUGUCCACUAUUCGCGCCUGCGACCGGAUCGUGGUGCUGAGUGACGGGCUGGUGGCCGAGGAGGGCACCCACGAGGAGCUCAUGGCGGCGGGGGGCGUCUACAAGUCCAUGUGGGACCGGCAGGCCAACGCCGCGCGUAAAGGCGGGGCCACGCGCGGGCAGCACGCCGACGACGGCAGCGACAGCGAGGAGGGGGGUGAGCUGGAGGGCGACAGCACGGCCGGCGUGGUGGAGCCGCUCCCGGCCAUCAGCGGCAGCGCCCUGAGGAACACCAUGAUGACAGCGCCGUGA
Molecule: messenger RNA, 1557 nt
Organism: Monoraphidium neglectum
Lineage: Eukaryota; Viridiplantae; Chlorophyta; Chlorophyceae; Sphaeropleales; Selenastraceae
Product: ATP-binding cassette, subfamily B,bacterial
Exons: 12
Coding region: 1-1557 (518 amino acids)
Biological process (GO): transmembrane transport; intracellular iron ion homeostasis
Cellular component (GO): mitochondrial inner membrane
Molecular function (GO): ATP hydrolysis activity; ABC-type transporter activity; ATP binding
Source: RefSeq, a predicted model, not a curated record